Molecule: messenger RNA, 1517 nt
Organism: Cheilinus undulatus (humphead wrasse)
Lineage: Eukaryota; Metazoa; Chordata; Actinopteri; Labriformes; Labridae
Gene: ftsj1
Product: FtsJ RNA 2'-O-methyltransferase 1
Exons: 11
Coding region: 61-1014 (317 amino acids)
Biological process (GO): cytoplasmic translation; tRNA methylation
Cellular component (GO): cytoplasm
Molecular function (GO): tRNA methyltransferase activity
Source: RefSeq, a predicted model, not a curated record
CAGCUGUAGAGAGGGGUCCUUCCACCGUCAACACCAGAGAAGCACGCUAGCAACGUCAGGAUGGGUCGCUCCUCCAAAGACAAGCGGGACAUUUACUACCGUCUAGCUAAAGAGGAGGGGUGGAGGGCACGGAGCGCCUUCAAGCUGCUGCAGCUGGAUGAAGAGUUCAACCUGUUCACAGGUGUGAACAGAGCCGUGGAUCUAUGUGCGGCUCCUGGCAGCUGGAGUCAGGUCCUCAGUCGGAAACUCAGAGGGCGGGAGGAGAAGGGUGAGAAGAGUGAGGAGGUGAAGAUUGUAGCAGUGGACCUGCAGGCCAUGGCACCUCUGCCAGGAGUCACUCAGAUCCAAGGAGACAUCACCAAGGUGUCGACAGCUCAGGAGAUCAUCCGUCACUUUGAGGGUCAGCCGGCUGACCUGGUGGUGUGUGACGGAGCUCCAGACGUAACCGGUCUACAUGAUGUGGACGAGUACAUCCAGGCUCAGCUCCUAUUGGCUGCUCUGAACAUCACAACACAUGUCCUGAAACCUGGAGGGACAUUUGUGGCCAAAAUCUUCCGAGGUAAAGACGUGACUCUGCUCUACUCUCAACUAAAGAUCUUCUUCAGUGGUGUGACCUGCGCCAAGCCUCGCAGCAGCAGGAACUCCAGCAUUGAGGCCUUUGUGGUGUGUCAGAAUUACUCUCCACCUGAAGGUUACGUCCCCAACAUGUCCAACCCUCUACUAGAUCAUUCCUACGAUGUGGAUUUUAACCAGUUGGAGGGUCCAAACCGUGUCAUUGUUCCCUUCCUGGCGUGUGGAGACCUCAGCGCCUUCGACUCAGACAGAACCUAUCCUCUACAGCUGGAAGAGGGUAAACAGUAUCAGUACACCCCACCAACCCAGCCCCCCAUACGCCCUCCGUACCAGCAGGCCUGCCACCUCCGCAAAAACAACCUGCUGUCCAGAGAGGACGCUCCGUCUGGACAUCCCAGUCAGAGUCAAGAUGAGGCAGAGCAAAAGACUGAGUCCACCUGAUCGCUCACUGAUUUUUACUUUAGAAAAACACCAACAGGCUUAAGAGAGUUCUCAUGAAGAAAUAUCUUUUAGGAAAGACUUUUCUGCCUGUCUUACAGGAAGAUUUGGGUCCAGGAUGAUUGUCAUGAUACCAGAAUUUUAACUUUGGUACUAUUCUAGUACAACAAGGUUAUCAAUAUUUUUCUAAUACCACAGCAACAAAAAUGCAAGUCCCAGGUUAAAAAUCUGACUUUUUUUAAACUUUUGUAAUACUCUACACUAUCAAUCAUUAAAAUAAUGAAGCAUCUACUGAUUUAGGGAAAGUGGUAUUGUUAAGUUUCUCUUUUAAGUGUUCAUCAUAAGACAGUGGAUACAAAGCAUUUUCACAAUCACAAGAGUAUAUUUUAUUGUUUUUUUUUGUUUGUUUGUUUUUUUUUCUAUUAACAGGGGCUAUUUUGUGAUGGGUCCAUCACCAGUCAGACUUUUAGUGUUGUUAAUGUAUUAAAUUUGAUAAUAAAAGUAAA